Molecule: messenger RNA, 1243 nt
Organism: Clupea harengus (Atlantic herring)
Lineage: Eukaryota; Metazoa; Chordata; Actinopteri; Clupeiformes; Clupeidae
Gene: pabpn1l
Product: PABPN1 like, cytoplasmic
Biological process (GO): nuclear-transcribed mRNA catabolic process, deadenylation-dependent decay
Cellular component (GO): nucleus
Molecular function (GO): poly(A) binding
Source: RefSeq, a predicted model, not a curated record
ACAUACCAAAACUUGCAGUGCACCAUUGAUGUACUGUUCAGCCAAAGCACUGACAGAAAAGUCCAGGAAUCACAAUGUGGCGCUUUGCAAUGACAUAUGAAAUACACGCAAUUAGUAGGCUAGGAUAUGGCUGUGUUUUGAAGGAUGUUCAAGAUGGCAUAAAAUCCGCCCCUAGCGCACAGGUGCUCACUGAUAAGGCUUAAUAAGACAUCAUCCCUACCGUGAGUGAUCGACAAGUGAUUUUCACCCGCAUGUUUUCGUUGUGGUCCUGUGUGUAGCUCCAUAUAGGUUUAACUCGGCCGAAAAAUACGCUUACAGCUUUAAAAAGUGAAGGAAUAGGGUACUUUAAAACUAAUAUCUUAAGGGUAUGAUUUUGAGGUUAAUCGUCCUCUGACAUGGCUGAUACACGUGUUCGUCUAGAAACGGAGAUCUUUGCAAACCAAUGGACCUCAAAUCCUGAGCUUGAAGCUAUCAAGGCAAGAGUGCUGGAGUUGGAGGAGGAGGCUGAAAAGCUUAGGGAAGUUCAGACUUUGGCAGAACGGCAGCUCAUGUACAAUCCCCUAGCAGCACUGUUUUACCACAUGAGCCACGAGGAGAGAAUUGAUGCUGACAAUAGAUCAGUGUAUGUUGGAAAUGUGGACUAUGGCGCAACUGCAGCUGAGCUGAAGACCUACUUCAGUGGUUGUGGUUCUGUUAAUAGAGUGACCAUUCUAUGUGACAGAACCACUGGUCACCCCAAAGGCUUUGCAUAUAUUGAAUUCUCAGAGAGGGAUGCUGUGGGGACUGCAAUGACCUUGGAUAAUACUUUAUUCAGAGGUCGAGUCAUAAAGGUUUCGCCCAAAAGGACCAACAUACCAGGCAUCACCAACAGAGGGGGCAAUCGUGGUCGACCAUGGGCACGUGGCAACAGGUUCAACAACGGGUUUCAGGGUCGCUUCAGGGGAAAUGGAAGAGUCCAGCCUUGGUCUGACCAUUAUUAAUGUGUUCAAUUUAGAUGGUUUCUUAAUUUUUAUUUAAUUUUAUUUAUUACUAUAGCAAUUGUGUUUUGACAAUUUGACCAUGUAAUAAUAUAAUUUAGAAAUCAUGGCUUUUUACUUUAAUCUGGAUUUUAUGUUUCUUUUCUAACCAAAUGGCACUUGAAUUGAAAUGUUUGUUUUUGUACAUUUUCUUACUGCGGGAAAAAUAAAUAUCAUUAUUUGAUGUGGUUUACCAUUUGAACAUAAUAAAUUCAAGCAAUGUAUCA